AAGACCCUUUUUUAAAAAUUUUACCUUCAACUGAAAGUUUUUCUAUCUUUUCAAAAUGUGGUAUAUAUAUUUAAGAUAGUUCAUUUUGAUCAUUUGUGAUCCAAUAGGUGCAGUUUCUGUGUUGGAAUGGGGUGGUUUGAUUCUCUGUUAGGGCCAGAUGAAAGAAAGUUUAUCAAAAGGAAAGACAGUGAUGCAGGUGAAGCAGCUGAUUUUUUGUUGUCCACAAAUGGAGUUUUGGGGGUAAAAGAAUCCAGGCAACCAGCUAGAUUUGCAAUUGAUGCAUAUCCUUAUAAGGAAUUUCUCCUGAUCGUGAGGAUUUAACUUUUGUGGUUCAGGAAAACAAUGAAUGUUUUACUUCUGCUAAAUGGUCUCAAAGGUAGAGCAUUGGAAGAGCUCAGGAGUUCCCUCUACAACGAGCUUAGAACUUCAGAAGGAGCCAAGCGCCAACAACAACGAUUUUGUGGACCUGUGGUCGCAAUGUCCUUCAAUUUCAUGGUUGCUGUUGGGAUUAUUCUGGCAAACAAAUUAGUGAUGGGGAAAGUUGGAUUCAAUUUCCCAAUCUUCCUAACCUUCAUACAUUACUCCAUAGCAUGGCUGUUACUAGCAUUUUUCAAGGCAUUGUCAUUGCUUCCAGUUUCCCCUCCCUCUAAAACCACUCCUUCCUCAUCCCUCUUCACUUUGGGCGCUAUAAUGGCUUUUGCGUCUGGCCUCGCCAAUACCAGCCUAAAGUAUAACAGUGUUGGUUUCUACCAAAUGGCUAAAAUUGCAGUCACUCCUACUAUUGUUCUUGCAGAAUUUGUUCUCUUCAGGAAAACCAUUUCUUUCAAAAAGGUUUUGGCUCUAGUAGUUGUCUCCGCCGGUGUAUCAGUAGCUACUGUGACAGAUUUAGAGUUCAAUGCUUUUGGUGCAUGCAUCGCCAUUGCAUGGAUUAUCCCAAGCGCUAUAAACAAAAUUCUCUGGUCUAAUUUACAACAACAAGCCAACUGGACAGCACUUGCGUUGAUGUGGAAGACAACCCCAAUCACAAUUUUCUUCUUAGUAGCCCUGAUGCCAUGGUUGGAUCCACCAGGACUGCUAUUGUUCAAAUGGGAUCUAAAUAAUUCAACAGCAGUUCUCAUCUCAGCUCUACUUGGUUUUCUCUUACAAUGGUCUGGUGCUCUGGCUUUGGGAGCAACUUCUGCAACCUCUCAUGUUGUAUUGGGACAAUUUAAGACAUGUGUGAUACUUGUUGGAGGAUAUGUACUUUUGGAUUCAGAUCCAGGCUUUGUGAGCCUUUGUGGAGCUGUUGCUGCUCUUGGUGGAAUGUCGGUUUACACAUCACUUAACUUGAAAGAGUCAAAUGAAAGUUCAAGCAAGCAGCAAAACCCUCUACCAAAAACGAAAACCAGUGAAAAUGUCAGUGAAGACUCAACAGUAACAAAUACUGCUACUAAUGUUGUGUAAAAAUAUAGAAGAGAGAGGGAGGAUGAAGGCCUGUGUUCUUCUGUAAUGGCUCCAACAGAAGAAUUCUGGAUGGAAGAUUUCAUAUUUUGUAUAGAUAAGGAAACAAAGACUGACAGGAGUUACUGAGUUUUUUCCCCUCAAUAUUUGAUGAUUUGUUUUAUUCUAUGCUUUGGAAUUGAAUUUCACAGGAAAGGUUUGUGUUGCUUGAUUUGUAUCAUUAGCUAAAGCCUUCCAAAUCACCUGACAAUCCCAAACACAUCAAACUUACUGAUGAGUAAAUACCUUAAACGAGUCAGAU
Durio zibethinus is the source of this 1741-nucleotide messenger RNA. The record is from RefSeq and is a predicted model, not a curated record. Lineage: Eukaryota; Viridiplantae; Streptophyta; Magnoliopsida; Malvales; Malvaceae.